Symbiodinium natans is the source of this 1194-nucleotide messenger RNA. NCBI's taxonomy places the organism in Eukaryota, Dinophyceae, Suessiales, Symbiodiniaceae. The record is from the annotation of a GenBank genome assembly.
AUGCAGUGGUGGUCCGCUGCCCAGAAGGAGCAUCAGCAGCGCCUGGUCCUCUACCGCCUUCGUGGCUUCCCACCAUGGCCAGGGCUUGUGGUGCGCACGAAGAGUCGGCAAUACCUCCAAUCACCCAUGAACCCACUUGCGCCCCCGGAUGACAGCAUCUUCGACAGGGGCAUACAGAAAGGCGACACAGUCACCGCUGGGGUCUGGUUGAACGCGGAGCGUCGUCCCACUCUGGAAGACCCUGCGCCGCAGAAGAAAGAGAAAGCCAAGAUCUUGAAAGUCGGCCCAAAGUGGGUUCGCGUACUUUACAAAAAAACUGGCGAGACAAGUCAAAUUCCAAAGUCUUGGUGCGAGCUCCUCUCCCAGUGCAUCUUGCAGCACCAGAACACGGGGAAAGUGAAGAGAGCCACGGGCAAAGUGCGCGAUGUCGCCUUGCGGGGCUCCAAGCGUGGCGUGGUCCCAUCAGGCUACGUGGUCGUCUACAGCUACGGUGAUGAGAUGUACCGCAAGGUGUUGGCGCGGUCCCUCAUCCGCUACACCCCUGAGGUGGUCACUGAACAGAAGUAUCGGAAGAAGAGCCUCAGACACUGCCUGAAGAAGGUCGACAAGCGCGGUUUCAACGGAGCUCGCGCCCUGAAGGAGAUCAAAGCGGAGUGGGACCGGCGGGAGCGGGCGCGGCAGGAGAGGCAGCAGCAGGAGGCGACUGCGCGCGAGUACCGAGCGCAUCAUGGCUUGGAGCAGCCUCCGACUCCUGCUCCAGCGGAGAGGGAGCCAGCCGAUCGAGCAGCCGAUCGAGCAGCCUCCAAGAGGCCCCUUCCCGCAGAUCCUCCCACGGCUAAGCGGCACACUGCCCAGCCCUCUCAGGCUUCUCAGACCGCUCACGCACGCUGUGUUGCCACGCCGCUUGUAAAUCACGCACGGUCUGCAUCGGCACAUUUGCAAGGCCAUAUGGUUCCUUACCAUGAGCAGCUUGAAGGGACCGACGUGCAGCACAUCUCCACAUCUGAUUUAGAGGAGGCUCGGCUUCUGCUGCGUUUGGAGAAGGGCUUUUCUGUGUCAGAGCUCCACAGGGCACGCCGACUCCUUGCGCUGGAGAAGCAUCCAGACAAGGCGCCCGCACAUCUGAAGGACUUCCGCCACCGAGAAUGGUUGAAGAUCGACGCAGCCUUUACUAUGCUGAAGGCAACGGCGUAG